GCGCCAAAGAAGGAUAAAGUUCCACCGCCGUCAUCGAAGCCGGCGAAAUCCGGAGGUGGAAAACAGAAGAAGAAGAAGUGGAGCAAGGGAAAGCAAAAGGAGAAGGUGAACAACAUGGUGUUGUUCGAUCAGGCUACCUAUGACAAGCUUCUCACUGAGGCACCCAAGUUCAAGCUCAUCACUCCUUCCAUUCUCUCUGACCGCAUGAGGAUUAGCGGAUCACUGGCUAGGAGGGCGAUUAGGGAGCUGAUGGCGAAAGGUUUGAUCAGGAUGGUCGCUGCUCACUCGAGCCAGCAGAUCUACACUCGUGCCACCAACACCUAA
Molecule: messenger RNA, 324 nt
Organism: Thlaspi arvense
Lineage: Eukaryota; Viridiplantae; Streptophyta; Magnoliopsida; Brassicales; Brassicaceae
Source: the annotation of a GenBank genome assembly